This is a messenger RNA of Chelonus insularis, 1352 nucleotides long. RefSeq lists its product as uncharacterized. The record is from RefSeq and is a predicted model, not a curated record. Gene Ontology annotation, cellular component: membrane. NCBI's taxonomy places the organism in Eukaryota, Metazoa, Arthropoda, Insecta, Hymenoptera, Braconidae. Gene Ontology annotation, molecular function: oxidoreductase activity, acting on the CH-CH group of donors. Gene Ontology annotation, biological process: lipid metabolic process. The coding region runs from base 243 to 1184 and encodes 313 amino acids. The transcript has 5 exons.
AUACAAGGGCAAAGAAGAAGAGAUAAAACAUGUUGUAUCAAGUAUGAUAAAAGACGUUUCAUUUUACGCAUAAAAUUCUUAAUGUCAAUGUGACUUAGUUACGUCAUAAAUUAGCUUUUGGCUUACAACAAUGGAUCAUUUAAAGAAUUUUUACCUCAAAUAAUAAUUUAAUAAAAUGUUUUGUUGAUACAUUACUAAUGAAACCAUAAAAUAAGUGAAAAAUUGUUAAACAUCAUAUAACGAUGGCUGUGGAAAUUCUAGACGAAGACCACCUUGCUGUUAGUGCAAUUGUUACAGUUGGAAUGCAGUUGAUAUUUUUCACUAUCGCUGCUACUUUUCAAAUGGAUAAGCUAACGGAUUUUGCUGGUGGAAUGAAUUUCGUUAUCAUUGCUCUACUCACGUUUUUCCUUGGCCAGGAAGGCAAGGUCUAUGAUAGUCGUCAGUUAAUGGUAACUAUUUUUGUCUGUAUUUGGGGAGUCCGUUUAUCUGGAUACUUAUUGUAUCGUAUUCUAAAAAUUGGUCGUGAUAAAAGGUUUGAUGAUAGAAGGAGUAAUGUCAUCAGAUUUGCUGUUUUCUGGACCUUUCAAGCUGUAUGGGUUUAUGUUGUAAGUCUGCCAGUGAUUAUCAUAAAUUCACCAAGACACAGAAUCCCUCUGGCUCCCAAGACCAUGACGACAUUAGAUAGUACUGGUACUGGAUUAUUUAUUGUUGGUCUGCUAGCAGAGACUUAUGCUGACCUUCAGAAAUUUUCCUUCAGACAAGAUCCAGUAAAUAAUGGAAAAUGGUGCAAUGAUGGAUUAUGGAGGUUAUCUAGACAUCCCAAUUACUUUGGAGAAAUAGUUGUUUGGUGGGGAAUAUUCACUGUGUCAUUAAAUGUUAUUGAAGGAUUUGAAUGGAUGGUCAUUGCUUCUCCUAUUUUUACAACUGUUAUAAUAUUGUUCCUAUCUGGUAUGCCUUUAUUGGAGAAAGCAUCUGACGAACGAUAUCGAGAUAAUGCUGAAUAUCGUCAGUAUAAGCAGUCAACAUCGCCAUUGAUUCCCAUACCACCGACGAUUUACGUUGAAGUACCGAGGUUCCUUAAGUUCAUAUUGUGUUGUGAAUUUCCUUUGUAUGAUUCACUAGAUGUCAAGCCAAGAUCAGCUGUCACUGAAUCAACAUCAAUUAGCCUCGCAGCGUCUACGUAGCUAUAAAUUUACGUCGGGAUUCUCGCGCUGAAUCCCGGCGUAUAUUUUUUGCAACAUUGGUUGUGAUUUAAUUUUAUUUUUUAAAUAUUUUAUUUAUUUAAAAGUCUGCUUGCUUGCUAUUUAUAUUUAUUUUACAAUUAUUUUUUUAUCUUCUUACUCAAUUUAUUU